CUGAGUGAAAUCGCGCAUCACGCUUGCGCUAGCGUUCUCAGAACACGUGUUCUGCGUUCGUAUCGUUCGUAUUAAAAGGCCGCGGGUAAAUUGAUAUUGAUCUCGUAGAACGCUACAAUGGGUCGAAAAAUACCAGGAAAGAAGCACAGGACGAUCAAGGAUCCGGAGAAACAACGAGCAAAAAGAUGGGCCGAGUUAAAAACAAAGAUCAACGAGCCACCGAAGGACGUAAACGAGCAGGCAAUUCCGAAGAGUUUAGAACGUGUAAUGAAGUUGAAGGAAGCAGUUAAAUCAGGAAAGAUAGUGGCGAAAAAACGGAAGAGAAAGAGCAAAUCACAAAGUCGUUUAAUAACAUUGGGUUCGCAAAAUCCGACGAUGCAUCCAAACGCAAAACCUGAAAAAUCGGUUCCAAUAUUCAACCAAAAUCCUGGAGAAUCGAACAGUGACUUUUGGAAUCGUGUCAAUCGCGAAACUCAUCUGUUCCUCAACGAAACAACGUUCGAAAAGAAGUACAACGUUGAGAUCAAAAGAAAUCCUGAGACAGGAGACAUCGAGGGAGUUCAAAAAGCUCCUAAAGAUGAAAUAGACGAGCUCAUGAAAUUGCAAAUGAAAUACAAAAAUAUAGGUAAAAAGAAGAAAAAGAAAAAUCUCAAAUCCUCAGAGAUUGAACCAAAACUUACCAAAGUACAAAAGAGAAAGUUGAAAUUAAAAAUGCGAAAGGAAAAGAAGGAUCAAGACAAAAUUGACAAUUCUUACAGCAUCAGAGAAAAAAUAGAAUUUGGAGACAUAGCUCAUGCUCCACCUGAUCUCAAAUUGAAGCCUUUGAAACCGAGAGAGGAUAGAAUGCCUGGUAAAAAAGAUUUGCUCCUUAAUUCUCUUUUAACUUCGAAUCAUAGUCCAAAAGAAACAAAAACAGGAAGGAUUAAAAUCGAUAAAACUGGCAAGAGAAAAGAUCUUCCAAGCGCCGAGAGGAGAAUACUGGAGAAACAGCAAAGCGAUGUGAUAGCUGCUUAUAGAUUAUUGAAAACUCGAAAUGCUCAAGCAGAGUAAUCAAUAAAAAUAUAUUUUUAAUGA
Messenger RNA from Venturia canescens, 1074 nucleotides. RefSeq names its product coiled-coil domain-containing protein 137. The transcript has 2 exons. The record is from RefSeq and is a predicted model, not a curated record. NCBI's taxonomy places the organism in Eukaryota, Metazoa, Arthropoda, Insecta, Hymenoptera, Ichneumonidae. Gene Ontology annotation, cellular component: nucleus. Bases 118 to 1050 code for a protein of 310 amino acids.